CCUCUCCUCUAACCAAGCAGCGUGCACAAUGUGUAACACAUGGCCUGCUGUGUAUCAAAACAUGUUACACAUCCAUUUGAAAAGUAACAAACUUCUCAGAUAAUGAAAAGGUUAAAUGGUCUGGUUGUAUUGACAUAGGAGGAAGGGCACUACACAUGGGAGCUCGUGGUGCUUCAGUGUAAAUUUGAAAUAGAACAGUGUUGUCCUCGGGUGAGCUCAUGUAACCAGACGGGCGGUGGCACGCUUACUUUACACUUUAAACAUUCACUCCGGGGUGACAGCGGCAUGUGUAAGACAUGCUAACCUCUGCUAGCUUUGGUGAAUGCUUAACAUCCAGCAUAAGGCAACGUGAACACUGUGACCUCGCCCCGCUCAGCAGCUCCGGUGUGCACGGUGAAGUAAAAUGAGCGCCCUCCAGUGCACCACGUUAGCUUGCACUGCUAGCAGCAAGAGGAGCAGACGAGCCUUCAAAACGGGGACGGGGAUGUGUUCUGACUUUAUCUGCCACGACGCAUGUGAUUUUUCUAAAUGUCCAUGGAAACAGCUGACUAAAGGUCGACAGCUACCGCACCAGAUUUCCAUUUGUAACAAUUAUCUAGAGGAAGCAGAGCUGGAAAUUCGCUUGGAUUUUACCUUUUCCUGUGUUAAUAGCUCCACAAGUCAUAUGCUGAUGACCACACCCGAAGCCAAUCCUGCGUUGUGAGUCAGUAGAGGAGAAGCGGGGCUGAUGACAAGCAUGACAUUGAGCCAAGCCGCAGAUGCAUGCGCACUCAAAAGGCCCAACUGAGCGCCAACCCCUCUGCUCCACGGCUUUCAACCAGUCGCUCAGAGGGGGGGGUGUUGACGGGGCGUAGCUAGUCCCCUGCACCCCCAGGUAGAAACUGGAGGUCUCUGAUGGAUCAGGGUAGUAGUGAGCUGAGUCCAGAGGAGCCGGACGCGGGAGGCCGAGCGGAGACGGAGGUCGGCAGGAGGGCGUCGGAGUCAGAGCACGGCUUGUCCAAAAUCACCCAUAAUGCCCUGGAGAACAUGGGAGCGUUGGGCCAUGGCCUGAAGCACUUCUUCCAGCCACAGCGCCGACGCUCCUCCGUUUCCCCACAUGACUCCGUCUCUACCUGCACAGGCGCCCCUCCCUCCGAACCCACUGAAGUAGGGUCAGAAGUAGGGGAUGCUCCUGCCAGCUCGGCCCUCCCUUUGGAUUCUGACAACCCUGCCGCUUCCGUCCCUCCUGCAGCUCUGAGCCGUGUUCUGCAGCAGAUCCGAGGUGCUCCACCGAUGAUGAAGAGAGGCACCAGCCUGCAGAGCCGCCGCAGCAAGGUGGGGGGCCCCGGGGAUCCUCCCCAAAAAGGUAGCCCUCAGAUCCACCGACGCAGCACCCAUGAAGCCCUGCUGCAGGCUGGGCGCCCACGCUCUUCCUCGACCACGGAUACACCCAGCAGCCCAGCCCUGGUUGACAUGCUGCUAACAUCUGGUUACCACUCAACUGAGGAGCCUGACAAGCUGGAUCGUUAUGAUGGAUCGGGCCCUGCUGUGUCGCCCAACGCCCUCCCUUACGGUGCAGAUGGAUAUGAUGUAGUUGACAGUACUCCAGACCCCCAGCGAACGAAGCAGGCCAUUGCCCAACUACAACAGAAGAUUCUUAAGCUCACGGAACAAAUCAAAAUCGAACAAACAGCACGUGACGACAAUGUGGCCGAAUACCUGAAACUCGCUAAUAAUGCAGACAAACAGCAGAGUGCACGCAUCAAACAGGUGUUUGAGAAGAAGAACCAAAAGUCAGCGCAAACCAUCCAGCAACUGCAGAGGAAGCUGGAGCAUUACCACCGAAAGCUUCGAGAGGUGGAGCACAAUGGCAUCCCUCGGCAGCCCAAAGAUGUUUUCCGAGACAUGCACCAGGGGCUGAAAGAUGUUGGAGCCAAGGUGACAGGUGGUCUCUCCAGUUUCUCUCAAGCCACUCACUCUGCAGCUGGAGCUGUUGUGUCUAAGCCGAGAGAAAUCGCCUCCCUCAUCCGCCACAAGUUUGGCAGUGCUGAUAACAUUUCAGCCCUGAAAGAUUCCUUGGAUGAAACCCAGGGGGAUGAAGGUGUUGGUCCUGGGGGAACGAGGACCCUUGGGACAGGACAGUUGCAGUCCAGCCCAAAGUAUGGCAGUGAUGAAGACUGUUCUAGCGCCACUUCUGGCUCCGCUGGAGCCAACAGCACGACUGGGGCCCCUGGAGGACCUCCUAGCUCCAAGGGCAAUACACUUGAUCAUGCCCAGGCCUCUGGCUUUGACGCUAUACUCCAUGAGAUCCAAGAGCUGCGGGAUAACCAAGGUCGGCUCGAGGAGUCAUUUGAAAACUUGAAAGCCCAUUAUCAGCGCGACUAUACGAUGAUCAUGGAGGCCCUGCAAGAGGAAAGAUACAGGUGUGAACGAUUAGAAGAGCAGCUCAAUGACUUGACUGAACUCCACCAGAAUGAAAUUCUGAACUUGAAACAGGAACUAGCCAGCAUGGAGGAGAAGAUUGCAUACCAGUCUUACGAAAGGGCGAGAGACAUUCAGGAGGCGCUCGAGGCAUGUCAGACACGUAUCUCCAAGAUGGAGCUGCAGCAGCAGCAACAGCAGGUGGUGCAGCUCGAGGGUUUGGAGAACGCCACAGCUCGGACUCUACUUGGAAAACUAAUCAAUGUGCUGCUAGCUGUUAUGGCAGUGCUUUUGGUGUUUGUGUCCACAGUGGCCAAUUGUGUCGUCCCCUUGAUGAAAACACGCAGCCGCACGCUUUCUACAUUGCUCCUCGUAAUCCUCCUCGCCUUCCUCUGGAGGCACUGGGAUGCUAUUUCAGAGUAUCUGCAUCACUUUCUCUUGCACCCCAGAUGACCGGCUUGAAGAGGCAUAUUUUAAUAAUGAAGGGACAGAGGGUUUGGGGCUGAUGUGUAAAAGGAGGACAUGGACUCGUACAGGGAGUUGAAACUCAAUAGUCCUAGCUUUUCUUCCUCUUGAGCAGCUUCUCAAUACACUCAGGAGGAUUGCAUCAGAGGUUUGUCACUUUAUCACUUUCUGAAAUGCGUUUUGAGAAGAAUGAAACAGAGAAUAAGGUGGCGAAAAGGCUUGAUGUUUGGUAUUGAUUUGCUACCAUUGGUGCAAUUGGGGCACAAGCACAUACAGUAAAAGGGUGAACGGGGCAUAGCUGAAGUAUAAGCAGAGAGAACUGCACACUUGAUUUCUCUCUUCUGAGUGAAUUUGUUUACAUGUGGAAAACUUUGCAUUGUUUCCCCACAGAAGAAAUUGUAAUUCAGUUUUAUUACUUUUUGAGCUGAUUCAAGUGGUAUUGUUUUGAAGUCGAUGCUAUUUUUAAUACAACUGAUUGAUGGCUUUUUAUUUUAUUUUAACUGUUAUGAGCCGUUCUGCUGAUUUAAUUGUCCACAUUCUCUUUUUGUGAGUUCUCUCUCUUCUGGUCUUGCCAUUCUGUUUUUUUCACUCUGCUCUUUAUUUCUCCUUUUUACUUAGUCUUUUGAAAUUUCAGCUUGUGUGACCAACUCUUCCUCUUCCUGCUCACUACACUCUGGAGAAUGGGGUGCUUGCACAUCAGCUGCAUUGCUCUGGAAACAGACUUGUCACUGGAUCAAACAGUCGGUUCUCAACUUGUUUCUUUAUGGAUGUGUGAAGUCAGUAACACUGGUUCUGCCACAACCAGGAUAUAACUCUGGAGAACUUUCAUUUGGAAUUGUGACCCUGCCCUCUUGGUCAACUGGAUCCCACUGUCCUGGUGGACUUUCCACUGGAGAAGAAUAAUCUAUGAGAACUUAAAUAACAUACUUGAAGAGCAGUUAAAGUGCUCAAAGACUCAGUGCUUCCGUACUGUUUCUAUUAGUGACAAUGAAAUAGUAAUACUUUUUAGUUGAUUUUUUUAUUUUUUAAAAGACAAAUAAAUUUGCUGUUUUAAAAGGUGAAA
Acanthopagrus latus (yellowfin seabream) is the source of this 3928-nucleotide messenger RNA. RefSeq names its product transmembrane and coiled-coil domain family 1b (gene tmcc1b). The record is from RefSeq and is a predicted model, not a curated record. The transcript is spliced from 8 exons. The coding region runs from base 895 to 2853 and encodes 652 amino acids. NCBI's taxonomy places the organism in Eukaryota, Metazoa, Chordata, Actinopteri, Spariformes, Sparidae. Gene Ontology annotation, cellular component: endomembrane system.